This is a messenger RNA of Aspergillus melleus, 294 nucleotides long. RefSeq names its product Origin recognition complex subunit 3. The record is from RefSeq and is a predicted model, not a curated record. Lineage: Eukaryota; Fungi; Ascomycota; Eurotiomycetes; Eurotiales; Aspergillaceae. The coding region runs from base 1 to 294 and encodes 97 amino acids. The transcript is spliced from 2 exons.
AUGGAUCCGCUAGAGGAUACGAUAGCUGCGUCAAAAGAUGGCGCCAACUCCCAGGGCGUGUAUAUCUAUCGUCCUACAGAUUCGUCCAAAGCGCACGGAGAACGGCCCGCGAAACGACGUAAGGUAUUAUCGUCAGAGCAGGAACCGGAGCGGAAUGCGCGCAUCUUCGCCCCGCUGCUGAACGGAGACGAAAAGCCGGAAUCGAUCGACUUGAGAUAUAAAGCAUUCCAGCAGUUAUGGGGGGCUCAGGAAGCCAAGAUCCAGGUCAGCACGCACAACCCCUACUUGCCGUAA